Messenger RNA from Phragmites australis (common reed), 1814 nucleotides. RefSeq names its product suppressor protein SRP40-like. Bases 33 to 1613 code for a protein of 526 amino acids. The transcript is spliced from 7 exons. The record is from RefSeq and is a predicted model, not a curated record. NCBI's taxonomy places the organism in Eukaryota, Viridiplantae, Streptophyta, Magnoliopsida, Poales, Poaceae.
AUAAAUUCGGCGCCCCAAACCCUAGCCGCCUGAUGCUCUUCGUCCCGCGCCAAGUCGCACUCGCUGUCGCCGCAGCCGCCAUGUCCAAGGAGGAGGCCAAGAAGGAGAAGAAGAGCAAGAGCAAGGCGGCGGCGAAGGGCUCCGCCGCCGCCGCCCCCGACGCGAGGGCCGUGGUGGUCGCCUCUGUCGGGGCGUUCCUCGAGGCCGGCGGGUUCCCGCGUGCGCUCGCCGCUCUCCAGUCUGAGGCCAACCUCGAGGCGAGUGCUUGGAGGUCGUCACCAGUGAGCCUGGAAGAUUUGGUCUCCAAAUUCUUGGAAUCGAGCGAUUGCACUCCGGUAGCCGUCACUGCGGGAAGUGAUGGGAAAGAUAAAACAACUGACAGUGCAGCAGAAGAAGCUGACAAGAAGAAGAAGAAGAAGGGUGGUGCCACAGAAGUGAAGGAAGCCGAGAAUAAUGUGAGUGCGCCUUCUGCUAUCCAAGAAGACGAAACCAGGGAGAAGAAAAAGAAGAAGAAGAAAGGUGGUGCGGAGGCUAGUGAGUCUGAGAGCAAGGCGUGUGAGCCUUCUGCCCAGGAAAAGCCCAGUGAGAAUGCAGGCAGUGAGACCAAAGAAAAGAAAAAGAAGGAUGGCUCUUCAGUGGUGAAUGCUGGUAGUGGUGAAGCAAAUGAAACAGUGAAGAGUGAUGAUCAGAAGCUUGAUGGCAAGAAGAAGAAAAACAAGAAGCGGACAAAGGAUGAUGAUGUUGAGGCUAGGCUGGAAAAGGUGGAAUUAGUGAUUAACAACAAGUUUGAGGCAGCAGAGAAACUCAAAGAGGAUGGCAAUAAAUCGAGGGAGGAAGAACCAAAAAGUCAAAACGAUGAUGCUGACAAGAACAGUCUUGGCAAUGGUGCCCUGGAUAAAGCGAAGAAAAAGAAGAAAGGAAAAUCAGCUACCGAGACAUCAGAGAAGACUGAUGCAGUAGCUGCACCUGCUGAGGAUGAUGGUGCCAAUGGGAAGAGUGAUGCUGUAGAAACAGUAAAGGAUGGCAAUGAGAAAAAGGCUAAAAAGAAGCGAAAGAAGUCUGAUUCUGAAGAAAAUGUUCAUGUAGAAGGUAAAGAAGUUGCGGGGAAAGAUUCAGUUCCAAAAGCGGAUGAUGAGAACAAGAGUGGAAUGGAGAUCGAAGGCGAAAAUGGAAGGCCUUCAAGUGAGAAUGCAGUUGUUGGCAAAAAGCGGAAACUAGAAGAAGUCGAGGGAAGUAUCCCCCCUGCGAAAGAAAAUAGCGCAACCAACCCGAGUCUCAGCAAUGGUUUUGCCGAGGAUAAUACAAAGGAGGACAGCACCAUAAAACCAAGUAAAAGGCAGAAACAUUCAUCUGAACCUAAAACGGUGAAUGCGUUUCAACGGGUGAAGAUAGAGGAUGUCAAAUUUGCUGAUGAAAGACUUCAGGAUAAUUCAUAUUGGGCCAAGAGUGGUGCAGAAUCUGGUUAUGGUGCGAAGGCACAAGAGGUCCUUGGUCAAGUCAGAGGAAGGGGAUUUAGGCACGAGAAGACCAAGAAGAAGCGUGGAACCUACAGGGGCGGGCAAAUUGAUUUGCAAACCCACUCAAUUAAGUUCAAUGAUUCAGAUGAUGAGUAAUUUUGCAUCUCCAAGAUCCUCCACCGUUCACCAUUUUUGCGGGCAUUGCCUGAUACCUGAUCAGUCUCGCUGAAAGAAUUUUGAGGUCAUGGAUGCUGUGGUAAAGCAGAAAGGCAUGAGACUGAUGUACCAUUUUGCCACUGCUAAUGCCGAUGUAAAAGACUAAUUUCAUAGUAUGAUUUUACUUGUGUUGUGCCUUCA